This is a messenger RNA of Acanthopagrus latus (yellowfin seabream), 3124 nucleotides long. It is a transcript of the gene lmbr1l, whose product is annotated as limb development membrane protein 1-like. Gene Ontology annotation, biological process: signal transduction; receptor-mediated endocytosis. The transcript is spliced from 17 exons. The record is from RefSeq and is a predicted model, not a curated record. Lineage: Eukaryota; Metazoa; Chordata; Actinopteri; Spariformes; Sparidae. Bases 1 to 1479 code for a protein of 492 amino acids. Gene Ontology annotation, molecular function: transmembrane signaling receptor activity.
AUGGAAACGGACGACGUGUCGGUUCGAGAGCAACUUUUCCACAACCGUGUCCGGGAGACCAUAAUCUGUGUACUCCUGUUUACAUGCCUCUACAUAGUGUCCUACCUCAUACUUACCCACUUCAAGAAGGCUGCCGAGUUUGUCACAGAUGAUAUUGAGGAUGCCACUGUCAACAAAAUUGCGCUGUGGUUGUGUACGUUCACGCUGUCUGUUGCAGUGUGUGCUGUGCUCCUCCUCCCAAUCUCCAUUCUGUCCAACGAGGUGCUGCUCACCUUCCCACAGAGCUACUACAUGCAGUGGCUCAAUGGAUCUCUUAUCCAUGGGUUGUGGAACCUAGUUUUCCUUUUCUCCAAUUUAUCCCUGGUCUUCCUCAUGCCCUUUGCCUACUUCUUCACGGAGUCAGAGGGGUUUGCAGGGUCAAAAAAGGGGGUUAUGGCACGUGUAUACGAAGCAGUGGUGCUGCUGUUGCUGUUGGCUCUGCUUGUCCUGGGCAUUGUGUGGGUGGCAUCAGCCCUCCUCCACGACAACAUAGCCAGGAAGAGCCUCUACGACCUGUGGGAGUAUUACCUUCCCUACCUGUACUCGGGCAUCUCUCUUUUUGGAGUACUGCUGCUUUUGUUGUGCACUCCCUUUGGAUUGUCCCGAAUGUUCAGUGUAACUGGCAGCCUGUUGGUCAAACCACGGCUGUUGGAAGAUGUAGAAGACACUUUGAGCUGCACCACAUUUGAGGAAGACUCACUCUCCAGGAAGCUGAACUCUGGCAGUACGUCAUGCUGGGUCAAGCUGAACAUGGAGGCAAUGAGAAAAGAGUACCAAACAGUUCAGAGCAAGCGCAUCGCCCUUGAGAUGCGUAGGAAAGCGUCCCCAUGGCAGCGAAACUUGGGCUAUCCCCUGGCUAUGCUUAUGCUCCUCGCACUGACGAUGAUGUGUGUGCUGAUGGUCUGCUUCAAUGUGUUGGAGUUGCUGCUGGAUGAAACGGCUAUGCCCAGAGGAAUGGAGGACCCUCACCUGGGGAUGGCCUCCUUCUCCAUGUUUGGCUCACUAGGCGCUGCAGUUCAAGUAGUCCUUAUCCUCUAUCUGAUGGUGUCCUCAGUGGUGGGCUUCUACAGCUCCCCUCUCUUCACUAGCCUCAUGCCUCGUGCACAGGACACCAACCUUACACAGAUCAUUGCAAACUGCGUGUCACUGCUCAUCCUGAGCUCAGCACUGCCGGUCUUUUCACGCACACUUGGGAUCACCCGCUUUGAUCUUCUGGGAGAUUAUGGUCGGUAUAACUGGCUUGGGAACUUCUACAUUGUCUUCCUGUACAACAUGAUGUUUGCUGGCCUCACCUCUGCCUCCCUGAUCAAGACAGUCACCUGGGCAGUGCAGAGAGAACUCAUCCGGGCAUUUGGUCUCCACAGACUGCCUUUAACUGUGUCGCGCUCCACCAUCCCCUUCAGACUCCUGCUGGCCAGUGGACUGUCCAAAAUCCAGUGACUUUUCCUCCUCGCCACCUUUAAGACACAGUCACUUCAAAUGUGCACCUAUUGGAUUAAAGCGUUUGCAAUUUAAUCCCUUUGCCAGUUGGUGCAUUGGUUGGGGCACUCCAUGUGAAGAGACUGGAGAAGAUGAGUCUUUUUGCAGCUCUGCCUGAAGUUGUGUUGAUUGACCAACAUAUCAUGGUCCAAUUUUGUUCAGUUAUGUGACUGCAAGGGGUUAGCUGAGUCAUAGUUACAACUGGAAUGAUGGGAAAAGGGAUUUAAGCCAUAGUGGACAUUGACAGGGUGUGCCCCCCCCUACAAAACCCGAUGGAAAGAGGAUCCACUCGUUCUGUUGACACAUGUGAAAGUCAGCAGAGUUAUUUUGAAAUAUCACAUUGUAAGUGUGACAUAAUUUCCUCUUCCUGUUCCAGGUCGAUUGAGUGCUCUCUCUUUCUUUGUGGCUCCCCCACACUUUCCUCUCUUAGGUUGUAUCACUAUUUUAAGAUUGGGAAUCUUACUUCCAUGUGUUUGGUUCAGUCUGCGCCAGUGUUAUGUUCAUUAAUGAGAGGAAGUUGGGAGAAAAGAGGACACAGAGUACCUUGUCUGUCUAUGGAUCUGUAGGUUACACAGGGAAUAUGAGAGUGAGGUCAUUGUCUCAGUUUUAAAGCUCUUUUACAAACUCAGUUUGGUAGAAUUAAGAGCAUUUUCUGCAGUGAUUUCACUUUGAGCAAGGUUUUUACUUCUGUAGAUGACAGUUAGCUUACAGAGUCUAAAGAUUACUCAUUGAUUUAUAAAACAAUAGACUAAAAGAUAGCUUUAUGUCUUAUGCAAGACAUUUGAAUGCCAUGUGACACUCACUUGGAGGAACUUCUGCCUUUGACCAAUCAAGCUGUGAAUUAUUAAGAAUUUGUGUUGGGAAGUGCAAUAUUUUGUGAGCAAAAGCACACUUUUUAACUUUACCAAAUGUAACUUCUAAGUUUCUUGUAACUUUCUUUUAAUUUUCUGUUAAGUAUUUAUUUCAUCUCAUUGCUCUUUGUUGGAUGUUGGGUGAAUGUUUAGAAUAGUUUCAGAAUGUUUUCAAAAAGCUUAUGUGACUGUCAAUCCAUGCAAUCUUUACCAGUGUCAGGUUAUUCUUUGUUUUAAAAAUCAAUUUCUAUAAUGUCUAUCAGCUGUAUCUCAUCAUGGUGAUCUUGUGUCACCGUUUGCCUUUGCUGCUGUAUCAGCAGGUUAUUUUAGUUUGCCCAGCAGGGGGCAGUGUCUCUCAAAUCCAACACCAGCCUCUGUGUUGCGUGACACCCUCUCUCUGGUUAGAUAUAUGUAUUAUAUAACGAGCACUCUGAGGUUUACUCAUUUCACUUUUUCUGGGAAUUUUAUUUUGGUUUUGGGAACACAAAUUUUAUAAUGUACUGUUUUUGUCAUUAUUUAUGGGCAUUUGGGGAUCUAUACUUCACAUAUCGGGUCAUAACUCUUAGGAUUUUUAACAGUUGUUAAAAAUGUUGAAUGUGAUGCAGUUGAGACAAAAAAAUCUUUAGAGUUGGUCUCAAAGAUAAAAAAUAGUGUCCUGUUUACCUUUUGAAAUGCUCUGAUUCAGGUUUUUCUAAACUGAAUUUUUAACCAUUGUUUGAUGAGAAGAAAGCAAUAAAAAUCAUCCUGUUUUUAAA